This is a messenger RNA of Clunio marinus, 198 nucleotides long. NCBI's taxonomy places the organism in Eukaryota, Metazoa, Arthropoda, Insecta, Diptera, Chironomidae. The record is from the annotation of a GenBank genome assembly.
AUGUCAGAAGAUGAAACAAUAAUGGACUUAAACAGUCAUGAGAAUAAAAGAGAAGUUAUGGUUUAUCCCCAGGCAGCAGCUCGCAAUUCAGUUUUUGAAGCGAUCCGGGAGAUGAAACAAAGUGGAAGCACUUCACCAAACUUCACUUCCAUAACGAACAUUAUAAUCCUGUUUACAGGCUUUUACUUGAAUGUUUAA